CGAGUACUAGCCAAUCAGAGUCAGAGUAGGGCGGGUCAUACCUUCGCCAUCCUAGGAAACGCAAAUUUGCCAGCGGGAGGCCAGGGUGUUAGCUUAGCAGCACGUCAGAACUGAGCUGAGGAGAACUGUCCGUUGCUUUUCAGGGCCGACUAGCGACUGAAACUUCACUCACUGCCAAGAUGUCUGACGAGGAGCAAGAGCAGACUAUAGCCGAGGAUCUGGUGGUCACCAAGUACAAGAUGGGUGGUGACAUCGCCAACCAGGCUCUUCGUCUGGUUGUGGAAACAGCCAAGCCCGGGGUGUCGGUGCUCAGCCUCUGUGAGAAGGGGGAUGCCUACAUCAUGGCUGAGACUGGAAAGGUCUUUAAGAAGGAAAAGGAAAUGAAGAAAGGCAUUGCCUUUCCCACCAGCGUCUCAGUCAAUAACUGUGUUUGCCACUUCUCUCCCCUGAAGAGUGACCCUGACUACGCACUUAAAGAUGGGGAUCUGGUCAAAAUAGAUCUUGGGGUUCAUGUCGAUGGCUUCAUUGCCAAUGUCGCUCACAGCUUUGUGGUAGGAGCCAGUAAGGAGAACCCCAUCACAGGCCGGAAAGCUGAUGUAAUCAAAGCGGCCCAUCUGUGUGCAGAAGCAGCUCUUCGCCUUGUUAAGCCUGGUAACCAGAACAAACAAGUGACAGAAGCCUGGAACAAGAUCGCUCAGUCGUUCAAAUGCUCACCCAUCGAGGGUAUGCUGUCUCAUCAGCUAAAGCAACAUGUCAUAGAUGGAGAGAAGACCAUCAUUCAGAACCCGUCAGACCAGCAAAGGAAGGACCAUGAGAAGGCAGAGUUUGAGGUACAUGAAGUCUAUGCUGUGGACGUCUUGAUUAGCAGCGGAGAAGGGAAGGCCAGAGAUGGAGGUCUGAGGACCACGAUUUAUAAGAGGGACCCCAGUAAGCAGUACGGCUUGAAGAUGAAAACUUCCCGUACGUUCUUCAGCGAAGUAGAACGACGCUUCGAUGCCAUGCCCUUUACUCUCCGGGCGUUCGAGGAUGAGGCCAAAGCCCGUCUGGGUGUGGUAGAGUGUGCCAAACAUGAAUUGUUACAACCUUUCAGUGUGCUACACGAGAAGGAGGGAGAGUGCGUAGCUCAGUUUAAGUUCACAGUGCUGCUGAUGGCAAAUGGGCCUCACAGAAUCACCAGCGGACCCUUCGAUCCAGAGCUCUACAAGUCAGAGCAUGAAGUUCAGGAUGCAGAGCUAAGGACUUUACUACAGAGCUCUGCAAGCCGCAAAACACAGAAGAAAAAGAAAAAGAAGGCCUCAAAGACAGCAGAAACUGCAACUGGACAGCCAACCGAGGUCACAGAGUCUGCAGAAUAAAUAAAUACUGCCUUUUCACACAUGCAAGACCCCAAAGAGAAGCAAGAGAAAACAUGACAAAUUGCCCCAAACUCUGCCCAUAUUACACCUAAUAGUGAUUUCACAAAUAAAACUGAUGAAUUUUAGAUCCUACAUGGAUGCUUAUCAAUUUACUGCAUUUAUUGAAAGUACCACGUUGCUUUUUCUUCCCUAACUUUGGAGUAGAAUAAUAAUCACAAAUAGUUACCUUUAAAAACACUUGUUGCCAAAUGGUACGUGUGCGACUGAUGCCUGUGUUUUUUUUGUUUCGUUUUUUUUUAACUCUUUUGGUCCUUCAUGUUUGUAUUAUUUGCAGCUGAACAUUUCCUUUCAAGUAAAACUGAAGCUUAAAGUGGGGAUUAUUGGGAGUGAAUGGCUCUGUGUUUUUGAAAUCCAAUUACAGAUGAAGGAUUAUUGGAUGAUACCAACCGAAACGUGGAUCACUUUGGUAGACUCAGUAUUCCUUUCUCUAAGGCAUCAUGUAUCUGAGGCCAUCAUGGAUUCUCCUGUUUGAAUGGGAUGGUUCGACUCAAUUGUCGCGGGUUGUUUCCCUUUGGCAACAAAGUUCCAAGUUAUCUAAACUUGUUUAUAUGUAAACAAAGAUUUAUAGUAAAAUGAAUAUUCAGAUAUUUUAUUGAAAGGUUUAUUAGCACUGUGUCACCUUAAGUGUGAGAAUCAUAAGUGAUGAGUUCAGUCUAAUUUAAAUAGACAAAACAAAAUGGACAAUAAAUGACGGUAAUUACAAGGACUGUAAUAUAAAAUGUUUUUUGCGUCCGAGCUAACGUAGUGAGGGUUUAUGUUUACUCUUCCAUCAAGGUCUGACCACAUCUUUGGCUGAAAACUACAAUGUUUUAACCGCUAGAUUCUUAAAGCAUAAACCUGAGCAAAAGAUGAAUGUUUUCAAGUAUACAAGCAAAAAAAACCCGCUGUAAUCAGCUUGACUUUAGGGAACAAAACUGCUACAUUUACUGCCAUCUCCCUUGAAUUUUAUGAAAAGAUAGAAAUAUAAAUGUUCCACUUUUGAAAAACUUUUCUAUUAGUGACACCUGUUACUGGCUUUACUGGGUCAUUAGUCAUGUGAGGCAUAAAAACUAAAGCUGGCCAAGCUUUAAAAACAGGUUUUUGGGGUGUCUUCAGUGAAAUUGGACCAGUAAGAGAUCAUUUAAGGACUGAGUUUCAUUUUUAAGGUCUGGGUCACAUUUGUCAAGAGUUGAAUAUGUUGAUGAGCGUAAAAUCCUGCUUUGUAGCUCAUCUGUGGGCAGUGGAACUUUACAUCUAAUUAAUAAAAAAAUGUCAUACA
Molecule: messenger RNA, 2673 nt
Organism: Sander lucioperca (pikeperch)
Lineage: Eukaryota; Metazoa; Chordata; Actinopteri; Perciformes; Percidae
Gene: pa2g4a
Product: proliferation-associated 2G4, a
Exons: 13
Coding region: 180-1355 (391 amino acids)
Source: RefSeq, a predicted model, not a curated record